AUGGGGGAGGAUGGGGGAGGACUCACAGAGGUGAAGACCUCGGUGGGGGAGGAUGGGGGAGGACUCACAGAGGUGAAGACCUUGGUGGGGGAGGAUGGGGGAGGACUCACAGAGGUGAAGACCUCGGUGGGGGAGGAUGGGGGAGGACUCACAGAGGUGAAGACCUCGGUGGGGGAGGAUGGGGGAGGACUCACAGAGGUGAAGUCCUCGGUGGGGGAGAAUGGGGGAGGAUGGGGGAGGACUCACAGAGGUGAAGACCUCAGUGGGGGAGGAUGGGGGAGGACUCACAGAGGUGAAGACCUCGGUGGGGGAGGAUGGGGGAGGACUCACAGAGCUGGACUCUGGUGGGAUUGUGGAGCGUCGCUGAAGGAUGAGUCCGAAAGAACGUCGGGAAACGCUGACGAUUGGAGAGAGCGGGAGAACUGGAUCCAUACGACAACUGAGGAGCAGAGGAAGAGUGAGGAGAAGAGGAAGAGUGAGAAGAAGAGGAAGAGUGAGGAAAAGAGGAAGAGUGAGAAGAAGAGGAAGAGUGAGGAAAAGAGGAAGAGUGAGGAGAAGAGGAAGAGUGAGAAGAAGAGGAAGAGUGAGGAGCAGAGGAAGAAGAGGAAGAGUGAGAAGCAGAGGAACAGUGAGGAGAAGAGAAAGAGUAAGGAGAAGAGGAAGAGUGAGGAGAAGAGGAAGAGUAAGGAGCAGAGGAAGAGUGAGGAGAAGAGGAAGAGUGAGGAGGGAAGAGGAAGAAGGAAGAGUGAGGAGCAGAGGAAGAGUGAGGAGAAGAGGAAGAGUGAGGAGAAGAGGAAGAGUAAGGAGAAGAGGAAGAGUAAGGAGAAGAGGAAGAGUGAGGAGAAGAGGAAGAGUAAAGAGAAGAGGAAGAGUGAGGAGAAGAGGAAGAGUAAGGAGAGGAGGAAGAGUCUCCCCUGGUGUCUCCCCUGGACUCUCCUGGUGUCCCAUGGUGUCUCUCCUGGUGUCUCCCCUGGUGUCCCCUGGUGUCUCUCCUGGUGUCUCCUGGUGUCUCCCCUGGUGUCUCUCCUGGUGUCUCUCCUGGUGUCUCCCCUGGUGUCUCUCCUGGUGUCUCCCCUGGUGUCUCUCAGGUGUCUCCCCUGGUGUCUCCCCUGGUGUCCCCUGGUGUCUCUCCUGGUGUCUCCCCUGGUGUCUCCCCUGGUGUCUCCCCUGGUGUCUCUCCUGGUGUCUCCCCUGGUGUCUCUCCUGGUGUCUCUCCUGGUGUCUCCCCUGGUGUCUCCCCUGGUGUCCCCUGGUGUCUCCUGGUGUCUCCCCUGGUGUCUCCUGGUGUCUCCCCUGGUGUCUCUCCUGGUGUCUCCCCUGGUGUCUCCCAUGGUGUCUCCCCUGGUGUCUCCCUUGGUGUCUCCCCUGGUGGCUCCCCUGGUGUCUCCCUUGGUGUCUCCCCUGGUGUCUCCCCUGGUGUCUCUCCUGGUGUCUCCCCUGGUGUCUCUCCUGGUGUCUCACCACGAUGAGCCGGGCAUCAGCACCAUCUUUAUGGGCUCCGUGUACAACAGGUCGUACAGCAGCUUAGUGGCCUCUCCAGGGUCGCACUGA
Messenger RNA from Knipowitschia caucasica, 1551 nucleotides. The record is from the annotation of a GenBank genome assembly. Lineage: Eukaryota; Metazoa; Chordata; Actinopteri; Gobiiformes; Gobiidae.